AGACAUCAGAAGAGUUACAGGGUGUGUUAAGUGGUGGUGUCCCAUCCUUUCAGGUUGAUGGCCUGAGGUAGGACUAAAUAUAUUUAAAUAGUGGUAGGGUUUUUUUUAUUAUUUUUUCAAGCAAAGUAUAAGGGAGUUGUACUCCAGCCUAGUAGGUGGCGGUAAUGCAACAUGUAUUGGAUGCCAACCAUCGUUAAACCUUAUCGAAGAAGCUACGUCGAAGGAUGACCGGAAGUGGUAGGAGCUGAAUCGUCAGAUUUGUAAUCACAUUUUCGAGUGGGCUGAUGGAAGUGUUGUUUUCGUGGACCAGUGACCACUGUUUGGGAAGCUGUGGCUAGCGAACAAUCGAUGAUAAACAAAUCAAAUUUUACUCGGUGUGGCGGUGGUUCGGCUGUGCUGUGACUGUGUAAGAUAUGGUAGGAGGUAGGGAUGGAGAAGAAAGUAAAGCAAGUAUGGAGCAUAGUGGUACAAAUAAAGGAGGGUGUAAGAAAGGGAAAAACAAAGUGGGAGAGAAAGGGAGUAGGGGUUUAAAGGGGAGCGAGAGGUCUGUGGGGGCAGAGAGGAGGCAGAAGAUAAAGUUUGAUGAGAGCAACAUAGUUUCCAACGCUAGCGGCAGUUCGGGGGUAGAAUGUGCCGGGGAAAGGCAAGAUAAAACGCGAGGGCAGCAUCGAGUUGAGGAGGAGCAUAAAGUAUUUCUGAAGUUUAGGGAGGAAGGGGGAGUUGGGGCGAUGAGUCCGAUAAGGUUGACGGCUGUAAUAAGAGUUGAUUGGGGAAGUUGUCAGUGCUAAAGUGUCAAGAGAUGGGAACUUGUUGGUGUUCAGUAAGGACAUGGCACAGGGGGGAAAAGCUCUGAGUGAAGCAAAUAGGGAAGAGUAAGGUGGUGUUGAGCAGCUGGACUGAUCAAGCAGGGAAGUAGUGGAUUAAAGGGGUGAUAACAGGAGUGCCUGUGAGUGUUAUAUGAGUUAUUAUGUGAGGGCUUAUGUACCGAAGCCUUUAAGAUGUUAUAAAUGCUAAAAAAUAGGUGUGGAGGGGAGUAUGGGAAGUGUGGGCAUGCUGUACAACCAAAAUGCUGCAGCUGUUGGGGUGCAGGCCUAAGAUAGGGGAGUUUCAGUAAGAUCUAAGAUAUAUGUAUAAGAUAUGUUUUAGUAAGAUUGGAUUUUUGGCAUUAUAGCAAUGGUUAUCAACUGUACUGCAGGGAUGGAAUGUAAAUAGCAGAAAAUAGAGGUUGUGGUGGCAGCUGCAGACAGGUACUUGGGUGUGCGAGACUUGAUGUCAGAGUUACAGGGUGUGGUAAGUGGUUGUAUCCCAUCCUUCCAAGCUGUUGGCCUGAAGUAGGACUAAAUAGAUUUAAAUGCUCGAGUAUUGUGUAUAUAUAUUAUUAUUUCAAAAAAAUUGUGUGUGAGUGUAGUGUUAGAUGGUAGGGUAUUUGUUUUAUUUAUUUACUUUUUCAAGCGAAGUAUAAGGAAGUUAUACUCCAGUCUGGGUAGGUGGCGGUAAUGCAACAUUUAUUGGAUGCCAAUUGCCUUUAAACCUCACCGAAGAAGAAUAUAGGAAUAUUGCGUAUUACGGAUACGAUAAAUUGACUUGAAUUCGAAGGUUGGAAUCGACAGCAACAGGUAGCCGAACAGAGCGUCUUCAGCAUUUAACCGGAUCGUUCGACAGAGGACGAAUUUACCAUGUCCUCCAACAACAAUUUUUCAUCAUUUGAUGAUGAGAAUGAAUCAAAAUUGAUGAGGAAAGCAAAGGAGUCGCCGUUUGUCCCAAUAGGCAUGGCAGGAUGUGCUGCAGUGGUAGCCUUUGGUCUGUGGAGGCUGAAGUCACGGGGGAACACAAAGAUGUCAGUCCACCUCAUCCACAUGCGUGUUGGAGCUCAAGGCUUUAUAGUAGGCGCAAUGACAUUAGGGGUGAUCUACUCCAUGUACAAAGAAUAUGGUGCCCACAAGGACCUGGGUAAAGACAGCAAGUGAGCCUACCAGCCAAUCAGCAACUGGCUUGACCAGAGCACGCAUCAAGCCUGCCAUUCCUGCAUUGUACUUUUUGAAAUAGAAGUCCUAGAAUGGAUCAUAUCUGUCAAAGUAACAUUCCAUUGAUGGCAAGUAAUUUUUACUGAACAAACAUAAAUGCAACAAUUUCAAAGAUUUUACUGAGUUAGUUCAUAUAAGGAAAUCAGUUAAUUGAAAUAAAUUCAUGAGGCCCAAAUCUAUAGAUUUCACAUGACUGGGCAGGGUGCAGCCAUGGGUGGGCCUGGGAGGGCAUAGGCCCACUCACUGGGGAGCCAGGCCCAGCCAAUCAGAAUGAGUUUUUCCCCACAAAAGGGCUUUAUUACAGACAAAUAUUUCUCAGUUUCAUCAGCUGUCCGGGUGGCUGGUUUCAGACAAUACUGCAGGUGACAAAGCCAGAUGUGGAGGUCCUGGGCUGGUGUGGUUGCACAUAGUCUACGGUUUUGAGGCUGGUUAGAAGUACUGCCAAUUUCUCUAAAACGACAUUGGAGGCUGCUUAUGGUAGAGAAAUUAACAUUUAAUUCUCAGGCAACAGCUCUGGUGGAUAUUCCUGCAGUCAGCAUGCCAAUUGCAUGUGCCCUCAACUUGAGACAUCUGUGGCAUUGUGUUGUGUGCCAAAACUGCACAUUUUAGUGGCCUUUUAUCCCCAGCACGAGGUGCACCUGUGUAAUGAUCAUGCUGUUUAAUCAGCUUCUUGAUAUGCCACACCUGUCAGGUGGCUGGAUUAUCUUGGCAAGCGAGAAAUGCUCACUAACAGGGAUGUAAACAAAUUUGUGCACACAAUGAGAGAACGCUUUUGCUUAUGGAACAUUUCUGGGAUCUUUUAGUUUUGCUCAUCAAACUUGGGACGAACACUUUACAUGUUGCGUUUUAUAUUUUUCUGUAUAUUUUGGAUGAUGUUGUGGUUUUGUUGUUGUAGCAUUUCAAUCUGGCAAUCACUUUGAAAAAGUAUAUACAUGUCAGGAAAUUGGCCAGCACAUCCAUUGUGUGUUCUGUUUAUCAUUAUCUCUCUGCUAGACAGCUGCUGUAAACCACUAGUAAAAUAUAACCUUUUAGGUAACUAAACCCAUAGACUACUAUAGUUAAUCCAUACACUGAACCUUGCCAUGAAGAGUUAUUUGUGUGUGUGUGUAUAUAGCUUAUUUACUUUGACAUGUGAGUGAACCAUUUUUUAUUCUACAUGAACAGGUACAGACGUAGGUUAUACUUUCAACUAACUAUCCACACACUAAUGAGAAGUAUUGGCAAAAAAACUUAGAGCUCAGGGGGUCACUCUGUCCAGCCUCACUGUUCAUGAGUUUGUACUUUGAAAAAUAUAUUUUUGAAAAGUGACCAGAAAUAAAUAUUUUUGGGGAUGUAA
This is a messenger RNA of Salmo salar (Atlantic salmon), 3360 nucleotides long. RefSeq names its product HIG1 domain family member 1A, mitochondrial. Lineage: Eukaryota; Metazoa; Chordata; Actinopteri; Salmoniformes; Salmonidae. The record is from RefSeq and is a predicted model, not a curated record. Gene Ontology annotation, cellular component: mitochondrion. Gene Ontology annotation, biological process: mitochondrial respirasome assembly.